Messenger RNA from Protopolystoma xenopodis, 237 nucleotides. NCBI's taxonomy places the organism in Eukaryota, Metazoa, Platyhelminthes, Monogenea, Polystomatidea, Polystomatidae. The record is from the annotation of a GenBank genome assembly.
AUGCCAGACUAUAUGCGUUUUCUAGAGAUGGCCAUCACUUAUGGACAUCCGGUACUGUUGCAGAACGUUCAAGAGCGUCUAGAUCCCAGCCUCGAUCCAAUUCUCAACAGAUCAUUCAUCAAGGUGGGCGGGGCCACUAUACUCCGAAUCGGCGACAAAGAGAUCGAAUACAACUUAGGAUUCCGGUGUGGAUUUCAAGUUUUUAAUUUUGUAUUUUUAUCAGAUUAUGAUUGCUAA